AUGGGAUCUCCGCCGCAUUCUCAAUUCUCCAAGGGUCGUCACUCACGAGAAUCCUCCUCUACCCGAUUCUCCGGGUCUUUAAAACCCGGGUCUCGGAAAGUCAACGACGGGUCGAAGGGGAAAGGACACGGCGGGGAGAAGCAGUGGAAAGAGUGUGCCAUGAUUGAAGAAGAAGGGCUGUUAGAUGAUGGCGAGAGAGAUCGUGGUCUUCCUCGUCGGUGCUAUGUCUUAGCCUUCAUCGUUGGGUUCUUCAUACUCUUUGGCCUCUUCUCUUUGAUUCUAUAUGGAGCUGCUAAACCUCAGAAACCAAAGAUCACUGUCAAGAGUAUAACAUUUGAGACGCUUAAGGUCCAAGCUGGUCAAGAUGCUGGAGGAGUAGGAACGGAUAUGAUCACGAUGAACGCGACUCUGAGAAUGUUGUCUAGGAACACGGGGACUUUCUUUGGUGUCCAUGUAACUUCAACUCCAAUCGAUCUCAGUUUCUCUCAGAUGAAAAUCGGAUCUGGAUCUAGAAAACAUGAAGAUCAUCUCUUCAAAUGGGAGGAUGAGGCGUUUCUUGAUGAGAUUCAUAUGCUUCAUGAGCAGCUGAGUAGGCUUGAAGACCAUGUCGAGAAAUUAAAGAUGAUGAAGACCAAAGAAGAUGUAUCUGUUGGCUGUGUUGGAACAAUUAAAUGGCUUUGUGGAAAGCUUUGUAAUCGAGAAGAAUGAUGGAUAAUGUUGUAACUGUGUGUCUGAGAAUGAUGCAAGACUGAUGUUGUAACUGCAAACCUUAAGCGAUUUUCUGGGUUUAUCACUUGUUGAUCAUCAUCUCUUAAUAAAAAAAGUAGUAAGAUAGUCAUCAAACACACUGAAAUUUAAACACAACGAAGAGAGUUGAACACAAAUUGAGUUUGAAACCCAGAACAACUUUUGGUUAAACAGGGAAAACAUCCAUACAAACCGCACCUAGAGUUACUAAAAGUUAGAAAAAACAGGGAAACAAUUUGCAAUAGCAUAAAACCACAUCCUAGACUUCAUCUUCCUCCUUAGUCUUCACUUGUUUGAGAUAGCUGUGUCAUCUCUUCUCCUUGACAAGUGCUUCCUUAUUCCUAAAACAAAGAUAAAAUGGUUAGAAAGUAAUACCAUAGUUAAUUCAACAUGAAGAUGAUGAUGACUUUUAUCCGAGAGACAGAAAACGCAAAAGGUCAGAGGAUAAACUUGAUGUGGGAACAGUUUUCUUCUCUGGUUUUGAGUUCAAAGAGGAAGUGUUACAUUAUGCUUUGUGCAAAGGGCGAAAUAUAGAGCAAAGUAGAUGGGAUAAACGAAGCUUAGCUUUAAGUGUGCGAUGAAAGGAAAGUGUAAAUGGAGGGUUUAUUGUGCUUUUGAUGAACCCACUCAGUAGUGGUUGGUGAAAAAUUGGUACAUAUAUCACAGCUGUACACCAAAUGGAAAGUGCAAACUGCUGAGAAGUCCAGUAAUAGCAAGAUUGUUCCUUGAUAAACUGAAGGAGGAUUGCAAUUUAAUGCCUGAAAAAAUUCAAGAGAUAAUCAAGGAGAAGUGGAAGCUAAUACUUUCAAGGAAUCAGUGUCAGGGAGGAAGGACUUUGGCUUUGAAAUGCCUUUAGCCGGAGUAUGCAGACCAUUUCACACAUCUUUGAGGUUAUGCGAGUGAGAUUCGAAGAACCAAUCCAGGUACGAGUGUAGUCCUUGAAACCCUUUCUAAUGUUUCUGGAGAAGAUAUGUUUGAUCGGUUCUACGUUUUCUUUGAGAAGCUUAGAAACUUGUGGAGGGGAAUUUUUAGACCUAUUAUAAGUUUCGAUGGAACAUUUCUCAAGGCUGCAGUGAAAGGCAUAUUACUUACUGCUGUAGGACAUGACGGAAAUAACCAGAUUUACCCAUUUUCUUGGGCUUUGGUACAAGGUGAGACAGCUGAUACAUGGCUCUGGUUUAACAAGCAACUCAAACGUGAUCUGAAACUUAGAGAUGGAGAGAAGUUUGUACUUCUAUCGGACAGCUCAAAGGGUCUCAUAAACGUAAUUGAGUCCAAGUUACCAAAGGCUGAGCACAAAAGGUGUGUUAAACACAUUGUUGAAAACUUGAAGAAGAAGCACAUGAAGAAAGAUCUUUUCAAACCGAUGGUAUGGAAUCUAGCUUGGAGCUACAAGACUACUCAGUAUCAAGAGAACCAACAAAGAUGCAGAACUAUAGUAUGUCACUCUUUGAUGAUGUUAUGAAACUAAAACCGAAGACCUGGUGUCUGCCUUUCUACAAGCUUUGCAGCUGUUGUGAGGACGUUGAUAACAACACAACUGAAUAAUUCAACACCUCCAUUACUGGAGCUCGAGCAAAGGUUGUACCUAUGUUGGAGACCAUCCGAAGGCAAGACAUGAUCAGAAUUGCAAAGAGAAAAAAGAAGUCUCUUAGGCGCAAUGAGAGGCUUACCAAAUAUGUGGUGAACAUGCUCGAGUCUUAGAAAGAAGAUGCUAACAAGUGUACAACGACUCCUGGAACUCAUGGUGUGUUAGUCUUUCAUGACACACAUAUGACGUAAACACCAAUAAGAUGACUUGUACAUGCGGGAAGUGGCAGAUAACUGGUAUACCAUGUGAGCAUGCGUAUGGUGCGAUGAUAGAUGUUGGAUUAGAUGUUGAUGACUACGUUUCUGAGUUCUUCUCAACAGAUAUAUGGCAAUACACUUAUAGUGAGUCUAUCAGCACGGUUAGAGGUCCACGUUUCUUGAUGAAAAAGAAUAAGUACAAGUUGAUUGUAGAAGCACCCGAGCCUACACUUCCUGGUAGGAAGAAAAACAACAAGAAAAAGAAGUAUCCAAGAAUGAAAAGUAAAUAUGAAUCACCAAAGAAGAAGAAGAAGGAAGUAGAGACUCUUGGAAGAAAAUGUCGCACCAUGCAUUGUUCUAAAUGUGGAGAAACUGGUCAUAAUGUUAGAAGCUGGAACAAGGAAGCACUUCUCAAGGAGAAGAGAUGACAUAGCAAUCUCAAACAAGUGAAGACUAAGGAGGAAGAUGAAGUCUAUGAUGUGGUUUUAUGCGGUUAUGCUAUUAUAAGUUGUUUUCUCUGUUUUUUAUAACUUGUAAUAACUCUAGGUGCGGUUUGUAUGGAUAUUUUCUCUGUUAAACCGAAUGUUGUUAUGGGUUUCAAUCUCAAUUUGUGUACAACUCUCUUCGUUGUGUUUAAAUUUCAGUGUGUUUGAUAACUAU
Messenger RNA from Eruca vesicaria subsp. sativa (arugula), 3195 nucleotides. Lineage: Eukaryota; Viridiplantae; Streptophyta; Magnoliopsida; Brassicales; Brassicaceae. The record is from the annotation of a GenBank genome assembly.